Molecule: messenger RNA, 653 nt
Organism: Salvia hispanica
Lineage: Eukaryota; Viridiplantae; Streptophyta; Magnoliopsida; Lamiales; Lamiaceae
Product: small ribosomal subunit protein eS26y-like
Biological process (GO): translation
Cellular component (GO): ribosome; cytosolic small ribosomal subunit
Molecular function (GO): mRNA binding; structural constituent of ribosome
Source: RefSeq, a predicted model, not a curated record
AUUUAAUCUUCUCACUGAUCUUCUCGUCGCGCUUGUUUCCUAACUCUUCUGCGUUUCAGAGCUGAGAUCAAGUCCGUAGCUCAACAAUGACGUUUAAGAGAAGGAACGGCGGUCGCAACAAGCACGGCCGUGGACACACCAAAUUCAUCCGAUGCUCCAACUGCGGCAAAUGCUGCCCUAAGGAUAAGGCCAUCAAGAGAUUCAAUGUGAGGAACAUAGUCGAGCAAGCUGCAGUUAGGGAUCUUCAAGAAGCUUGUGCCUAUGAUGGGUACACCCUUCCUAAGCUGUACGUGAAGGUGCAAUACUGCGUCUCGUGCGCCAUUCACUCCAAGGUAGUGAGGGUUCGAUCCGUUACUGACAGGAGAAACAGAGAGCCCCCACAGCGCUUCAGGCGCCCAAGGGAUGACAUGCCUAAGCCUGGCCAAGGUCAAGCUCCACGGCCAGGUGGCCCCCCUCAAGCUGCUCGCCCUUGAUUCACUUCGUUUGGAGUUUUGUUACUAGGCCACUUGGUCCCCGCGUUUUCUGUUUUUGACGAUCACCGUUGUUAUAUUUAGUUGCCAGGCACAAUUCAUGUCACCCAAUUUUAUCUGCAAACAGUUAUUAACUCCAGUUGUUCUUUAUUUUAAAGUACAAUAUCAUAUUUUUUUGUGAAA